Messenger RNA from Sesamum indicum (sesame), 1162 nucleotides. RefSeq names its product proteasome subunit alpha type-4. Gene Ontology annotation, biological process: ubiquitin-dependent protein catabolic process. Gene Ontology annotation, cellular component: proteasome core complex; proteasome core complex, alpha-subunit complex. Lineage: Eukaryota; Viridiplantae; Streptophyta; Magnoliopsida; Lamiales; Pedaliaceae. The record is from RefSeq and is a predicted model, not a curated record.
AUAUAUAUUUAUAUAUAGUAAAAUAGUAACAGUAAUAUUACUGCUGCACCGAUAUCUCAAAGCUGGUCAGCUCGCUCUCUUCUUUUCUUGAAGCCCAAGCUCUCUCUCGUUGCCGAUUUCGCUUUCAGUUCUACAAAUGUCUCGAAGAUAUGAUAGCCGCACCACAAUCUUUUCCCCUGAAGGUCGUCUUUACCAAGUCGAGUAUGCAAUGGAAGCUAUAGGAAAUGCUGGAAGUGCAAUUGGUAUUCUGGCCACAGAUGGAGUUGUAUUAGUUGGUGAAAAGAAAGUCAUAUCCAAACUGCUUGAAACAUCAACAUCAGUUGAGAAGAUGUACAAGAUUGAUGAUCAUGUUGCCUGUGCUGUGGCUGGAAUUAUGUCUGAUGCCAACAUUCUUAUCAACACAGCAAGGCUCCAGGCCCAGCGGUACGCAUAUGCUUACCAAGAGCCAAUGCCAGUUGAACAACUAGUUCAGUCUUUAUGUGACACCAAACAAGGUUAUACACAGUUUGGAGGGCUUCGCCCCUUUGGUGUCUCGUUUCUGUUUGCGGGCUGGGACAAAAAUUUUGGCUUUCAGCUUUACAUGAGCGACCCCAGCGGGAAUUUUGCUGGUUGGAAGGCUGCAGCAAUUGGAGCAAAUAACCAGGCUGCACAAUCUAUCCUUAAGCAGGAUUAUAAAGAUGACAUCACUAGAGAAGAGGCCGUACAGCUCGCCAUAAAGGUGCUCAGUAAAACCAUGGACAGCACAAGCCUUAACUCGGACAAGCUUGAACUGGCUGAGAUAUUUCUGUCUUCUGGGAAAGUGAAGUUCCAGAUAUGCUCAGCCGAUAACCUCAACAAGCUGUUGGUGAAGUCUGGAUUAACCCAACCUUCACCAGACGCUUAACCAAUUUGAUUUCUGGACAACAUUUCUUAUUGGCACAAACAUUUGAUGUUAUUGUACUCUAUUAAGACUUAAGGUUCAAUUCUUCAAUUAAAAUUGGAAGCGGGGGCCUCCAGGUCUCAGCUUUUGAGCUGCUUGAGGAAGCUGUCCAAUUUACGCAUUUGCUUCUGCAGAUGAAUUGGCAGAAAUGGGAGAUACGAACGUUGUUUGGAGCAUGAAUUAUGAAUCUAUGUUGUUUGUAGUGAUACCUUACUUUUCCAACUGAAUUGCACAAAUUUGCUA